GUAGUGGGUCUGCGGACGCCACUCAGCCCCGUGGGGGUGCCGGGGGGCCUCUGUAAGGGGGGCACAGAGCUCCCUUUGGGGCUGAGUUCUCGAGGGGGCCACUCUCCAAGUAAAAGGGCGCCGGGGAGGUGUUAGGGGCUGUGGGGACGGCGUGAGCCUGGCUCCGGGCCUGUAGUCCCAUCCAGAAUCCAUUUUGUCGGCUUUUUUUUUUUUUUUUUUUUUUUUUUUCUUUUGCAAAUUUUGUGAGCAAAGCCAGUUUUCUGGAGGAGCUCUUGGGGAACAAACAGGUUUAAAGCAGCCUGCCCCUCACUUGGUUGUGCUACUGAGGGAGGAACGGGGAUUUGGCGUUGAGAAUAUGUCUGAAGGAGCAGCGUAGGGAGCACAGGGUUGAUUCAAGACAUCAAUAAAUUAUUACAGAGUGAAGUAGGGAUUAAAAAAAAAAAAAGUUUAGGCAUCGGAGUUGCUUAAAAAGAUAAAAAGACUGUGUGGUGGCUUCUGGAAAGUCCACCGUGGCAAGAGGGCCACCAAAGCUGGAAGUGUGGCUUCCUGUAACAAGAGCCAAACGAGGGCCACGCUGUAGGGACAUAGGUGGCCCUGCUGGGGUACUGUGCUGAAGAAAUCUGAGAGAAAAGGGGAUAGAGGACUUCGGAGCAAUCCGUGCUCGAGUUCGGAGUGGAUACACGCAGAGCAGAGGAGCUCCUCAUUAAGGAACAGCGUGCCAGGUGGAGAUGGCAGCCCUGAAACGCAGCCGCGCACAGGCCUGGCCCGAGGAGCAGGGCGACCGCGAGCACGGGCUGUACAGCCUGCACCGCAUGUUCGACAUCGUGGGCACUCACCUGACGCACCGCGAUGUGCGCGUCCUCUCCUUCCUCUUCGUGGACGUCAUCGAUGACUACGAGCGGGGCAUGAUCCGCAGCGGCAGGGACUUCUUGCUGGCGCUGGAGCGGCAGGGCCGCUGCGAUGAGACCAACUUCAGGCAGGUGCUGCAGCUGCUGCGGAUCAUCACGCGCCACGACCUGCUGCCCUACGUCACCCUCAAGAGGCGGCGGGCUGUGUGCCCGGACCUGGUGGACAAGUACUUGGAGGAGACCUCCAUCCGCUACGUGACGCCACGGGCUCACAGCGCUGCGGAACACGGCCUCGGCCACCCCCACAAAUCAGUGCCUCCCCAGCACCCCAUGGUCUGCUGCUCCUCGGCGGGGCCGCAGAUCUGCACCAAGAGGCCCGGCCGUGGCAGGGCCCUCCUCAGCAGCCAGCGCAAGCGCAGGAAGUCGGUGACUCCAGACCCCAAGGAGAAGCAGACAUGCGACAUCCGCUUGCGAGUCCGAGCCGAGUACUGCCAGCACGAGACGGCGCUCCAGGGCAACGUCUUCUCCAACAAGCAGGACCCACUGGAGCGCCAGUUUGAGCGCUUCAACCAAGCCAACACCAUCCUGAAGUCCCGGGACCUGGGCUCCAUCAUCUGUGACAUAAAAUUCUCAGAGCUCACCUACCUCGACGCGUUCUGGCGUGAUUACAUCAACGGCUCUUUGCUGGAGGCCCUCAAGGGCGUCUUCAUCACGGACUCGCUCAAGCAAGCCGUGGGCCAUGAAGCCAUCAAACUGCUGGUCAAUGUGGACGAGGAGGAUUACGAGGUUGGGCGCCAGAAACUCCUGAGGAACUUGAUGCUGCAGACGGCCCCCUGACACCCGGUGGGAUUCAAGCUCUUUUUUUUUUUUUCUGUCUUUUUUUUUUUUUUUUUUUUUU
Messenger RNA from Lagopus muta (rock ptarmigan), 1746 nucleotides. It is a transcript of the gene DEDD, whose product is annotated as death effector domain containing. NCBI's taxonomy places the organism in Eukaryota, Metazoa, Chordata, Aves, Galliformes, Phasianidae. The record is from RefSeq and is a predicted model, not a curated record. Gene Ontology annotation, molecular function: DNA binding; protein binding. The transcript has 5 exons. Gene Ontology annotation, cellular component: nucleolus. Bases 729 to 1685 code for a protein of 318 amino acids. Gene Ontology annotation, biological process: extrinsic apoptotic signaling pathway via death domain receptors; regulation of apoptotic process; apoptotic process.